Messenger RNA from Sitophilus oryzae (rice weevil), 1948 nucleotides. RefSeq names its product tRNA (uracil-5-)-methyltransferase homolog A. Gene Ontology annotation, molecular function: RNA methyltransferase activity; RNA binding. The record is from RefSeq and is a predicted model, not a curated record. The transcript is spliced from 10 exons. The coding region runs from base 106 to 1824 and encodes 572 amino acids. NCBI's taxonomy places the organism in Eukaryota, Metazoa, Arthropoda, Insecta, Coleoptera, Curculionidae. Gene Ontology annotation, biological process: RNA processing.
ACUUCAUUUGUCAAAAUAUUUUCUAACCUAAUUUAGCAGCAUUCAAAUUCAAAAAUUUUAAAUUGAUAUAAAUAAUUCUUGUUUAAUUAUUUAUAUUUCACGAUAAUGGAUAAUUCUACGGAAGAUGUGAAAGAAAAUAGCGAUUCUAAAGAUAUCGAGGUAGAUGAUCCAUAUGCAUAUUUAAAAAGGGGCGACUUUUCUUCAGAGAAUUUUAAGAUAGAAAUAAAAAACUUGCCAAAAUAUUAUGGAAUAAGUGAGUUCAAAAAAUUAUUGAACGACAAGUUGAAGCUAAAUUCCAAUAAAAUUAAAGUACCAAAACGCAACAGUCCAUAUGCGUUUGUUUGUUUUCGUAAUGAUGAAGAUAGGAAGAAUGCAAUUGAUAUUAUUUCUCAACAUAAGUGGAAAGGAAAACAGCUACAAGCUACUUAUGCAAAAGCAUCUGCUGAUCCUUUGGUUAAAAAAAGACAUGAAGAAUCUGAUGAACAUAGGAGCAGUAAGAAACAAAAAAACAAUGAUUUACCUCAAGAAGAACGGAUAAAAAUGUCAACCAUACCAUUAGAAAAUGUAGAAUAUGAGCAACAGCUAAAAAUUAAGGAAGAAGAGAUAAAGUCAGUCCUUAAAAAGCUAGGUAAUGACCUGGCAUAUCACAAUAUUGAGUUAAAAAAGUGGAUAGAAACUCAAAAAGAAAAGUAUGAUGGCCUUCCCUGUGAAUUACUAAAUAUUAGAUACUCAGAACAAUAUGAUGGGUAUCGAAAUAAAUGUGAAUUUACAAUAGGUAUUGAUCAAGAAACUAACUUGCCUACAGUAGGUUUUAGGAUAGGUGCUUAUGUUAAUGGGGUGGUAGGUGUGGCUCCUAUUGGUCAUUUAAGGCACAUACCAGAUUCUAUGAAAAAAGCUGUGGAAGUUUUUCAAACAUUUGUACGUUCUUCUCAACUGAAAGUGUUUAAUCCUGAAUUCCACACAGGGCAUUUCAGACAAUUGUGUGUUAGAUGUGCCCCAGACCAAUUAAUGGUAAUAGUUGGUAUCCAUCCACAAGAUUUAGAAAAAGAAAAAAUUUCAGAUUUUCAAAAAGAAUUAAUACAAUUCUUUACAGAAGGUGCUGGAAAGGAAGCCAAAAUUACUUCUUUGUACUACCAAGAAAUUGUUAAAAAAAACCCUGGUGAAAGUGCUAGUCCUGCCACACUAUUGUGGGGCGAUAAGUAUAUUUAUGAAACUAUCUUAGGGUUGAAAUUUAGGAUAUCUCCAGAAGCAUUUUUCCAGAUUAAUACAAAAGCUGCUGAAAUUUUAUAUGAAUCAGCUAUUGAAUUAGCUGAACCCUCUGAAAAUUCUACAAUGUUGGAUGUGUGUUGUGGAACAGGCACUAUAGGAUUGUGUUUUGCAAAGAAAUGUGGCCAAAUCUUGGGUUUGGAAAUUGUACCUGAAGCGAUAGUUGACGCCAAGGAGAACGCUAUAACUAACGAAAUCACUAACAGCGACUUCUUUGCUGGAAAAGCAGAAGAAAUCUUGGGAACCGUAUGUUAUAAAGCCACCAAUGAAGACGUUUUUGCAGUGGUUGAUCCACCAAGAGCGGGUCUACAUCAAAAAGCCAUUCUACAACUUAGAAAAAUAAACAAAAUCAACCGCCUAAUAUACAUUUCUUGCAACCCUAACUUGGCGUCAAAGAAUUUUCUCGAUUUGGGCCGACCAAUGUCGAAAACGCUACAGGGCGAAUGUUUUGUACCUGUCAAAGCAGUAGCUGUCGAUUUAUUUCCGCACACUAAACACUGCGAGCUCGUUAUUUGUUUCAAACGAUGGGACCUCAUAAAUACAGGAGAAACUAAAUAAAACUAUUUUGCUUCUGCCCUAGAAAAUGCAGGGGGACUAGUUGGGAUCUUCACUUCGUCGUCCUGGGCCUUUACAUCGUCCUGCAAAAAUAUUGUUAAUAUUAAGAUUAUACUAUAUUAAUAAA